CACAUUUUAGUCCUUGACAUUUCCCGCCAAAAAACUCGAAGCAACAUGGAGCACGAGCAUGCGGCAAGUUUGACGGCUCGCGCUGUGAAGAAGGCGCUACCAGAACGCGCGAUAUUGACCAAGGAUGCCCGACAGACGUUGAACUCUGCGGCCAGCAUGUUUACACUGUAUUUGGCGUCCAUUGCACACGAUACGUCGGUGGCUAACAAACGCAGCACCAUCACAUUGAAGGACGUGCUGCAGACUCUUCGAGACGCAGACUUUGAGCACUUUAUCGAACCUGUUGAGGCGUGUCUGCAAGAGGCAAAAGCUGCUGCGAGUCGGAAGAAGAACCAGAAAAGUAUGGUUGAAGAGGAGGAAGGUGGAGAGACUACAAACGAAGUCGCAGAGCAGCUAGAUGAAGUUGCAAUUGACACGAACGAGGAGGACGGCGGUGAAGAUGAAGGCAUGAUGUCGGUUGAUGAGCCAUCGGAUGCUGAGAACGGCGGGAAUGCCGAUGAAGACACAGAGGAGAAGGGAUCACCUGAUGAAGCUAUGCAGGGUGAAGCCAAUACCGAACAGGAGCCCGACGAGACUACAAGGGAACAGAAGACACAGGACGAAGACGACUCUGCGGAGGCAAUGGAACAAUCAUAGACGCUAAGCCAACAGGAUAAGUUUAUUCCAUGGCUACAUCCUCGGUGGCUUCCACCUGC
Molecule: messenger RNA, 695 nt
Organism: Phytophthora nicotianae INRA-310
Lineage: Eukaryota; Oomycota; Peronosporomycetes; Peronosporales; Peronosporaceae
Exons: 3
Coding region: 46-636 (196 amino acids)
Biological process (GO): heterochromatin formation; leading strand elongation; DNA damage response
Cellular component (GO): CHRAC; epsilon DNA polymerase complex
Molecular function (GO): protein heterodimerization activity; chromatin DNA binding
Source: RefSeq, a predicted model, not a curated record